Molecule: messenger RNA, 3343 nt
Organism: Austrofundulus limnaeus
Lineage: Eukaryota; Metazoa; Chordata; Actinopteri; Cyprinodontiformes; Rivulidae
Gene: slc25a18
Product: solute carrier family 25 member 18
Exons: 10
Coding region: 1212-2198 (328 amino acids)
Biological process (GO): malate-aspartate shuttle; aspartate transmembrane transport; L-glutamate transmembrane transport
Molecular function (GO): L-aspartate transmembrane transporter activity; L-glutamate transmembrane transporter activity
Source: RefSeq, a predicted model, not a curated record
GUAUGUAAACCUAACACUGACCAAGGUGAUCUUUAACAUUUAAUAUUAAUAUUUUAUUUCAUAUUUUACUUUGAGAUGCGUUUUAAACUAUUUUAUUACGAUAWAUAAUUGUGAAAAGUUAAUGUAUCUUUUCAAAAACUAAAGUAGUAAUUAAGAUUCAUGUUAUUUUCUUACAAAAAUCCUUUGUGUUUGUGUCUCUUUGAAUGUUAACAGUGUGCGUAUGCUCGAACCACUGCUCAAGCCUUUAGACACUUUUUCACCCAUAAAAAUGCCCCCGUUUUUGACUUACAAGUAAAAUCAGAAUAUAUUUGAGUUUGUAUCUUCAUCUUCACAUUAAAUACGAUUUUGAACAGAUUGUGGUUCAUUCACAAGAGUCAAACUACAAAAUAAAACUCUAAUGUAAACUUUGUUUCUGCUGAUAAUUAGAAGUUUUUCCAUUGAGAGAGAUCCAAACAUAAUUUAAUCCUAAUUUAAAUGUAACGAACACUUCCUCUGGUGCUCACGUAUUCAUUUAGUUGGAGUUCUUAAAUGUUUUGUCUAUUAACUCCUUGCACAUUUUCAGUGAACGGUACAGCAUUCAGUUGUUAUGUAAGACUGGGCCUCAUUAGUGACAGCCAGUCUGUUGUGUUCCUGUUUAUGUUGUGUGUGCACUCGCAGGUUAAAUAUGCUCUAAUUGUUGACGUAUGUCAGUGCUGUGCUGAACCGGCAGCUCCACAGGCAGGAGUUUAUGGAGUUGUGGGAUUGAGAGUCACCACGAGAGGGAGGGACUUAGGCAGCGGUACAAUGCUGGUGUUUGUGCAACGGCCACUGAGUGGCGGCUGGUCUUCUCGCUUGACUACCGCCGCUGCAAGCAUUGUUUGGGAGGAAAGGAAAGUGGACAGCUUGAUCCUGUGCGUGGGAUGCAUCAACAAAGACAGAGGGAGAGAGCUCUGAUUUGAUGUGGAAGUGUACCAAAGCAGAAAAACUGGUCACAAGACGCAGAUACAGAACUGGUCUUUUGUAUCACAUAAGGGGUCAUCCACGCCUGGACUAACUGGGACAAAAAGAAGACAUUCCUGUCCCCCAAAAUUAGAAGAAGCUGUGAAUUUUAUCUGUGGUCUGAGUGGGCAGCCGAGGGCUGCGCUGUGGAGGGGGACCGAGGGCAAAGACGGGGAGGAGUACAAGGACGAGAGGAGCAGUGAGCCAGAGCGAGGAGCUCCAGAACAACCAGGAUGGGAGAAAAGAAAGUGAGUCUCCCGGCUAAGCUGAUUAAUGGGGGCGUGGCGGGCCUGGUUGGUGUGACAUGUGUAUUUCCUAUUGACCUGGCAAAGACCCGCCUCCAGAACCAGCAGGGCGUCCAGGUCUACAAGGGAAUGUUUGACUGUCUGGCUAAGACUGUCCGGUCAGAGGGGUAUUUUGGCUGCUACAGAGGUGCAGCAGUGAACCUCACAUUAGUUACACCAGAAAAAGCAAUCAAACUGGCAGCCAAUGAUGUCUUCAGGCAAAAGCUCUCAAAAGAUGGGCAUUUGCCCCUGUGGGCGGAGGUACUGGCUGGGUGUGGGGCCGGGACUUGUCAGGUGGUGGUCACGACUCCCAUGGAGAUGCUCAAAAUUCAGCUGCAAGAUGCAGGAAGGCUUGCUGCACAAAGACCUGCGCCUGCUCCGGCUCAGGCUGCGGCUCCUGGUCCUGCUCCAUCAAUCGUAGCCCCGCCUUCUCAAGCCCAACCAGCUCGUCCUCAGAGGACCUCGGCCACGGGCAUCACUGUGGAGCUUCUGAAGACUCGUGGCUUGGCGGGCCUCUACAAAGGGGCAGGAGCCACCUUAAUGAGGGAUGUCCCUUUCUCGAUGAUCUACUUCCCUCUGUUCGCCAACCUUAACGCACUGGGSCAUAAAAGUGCAGGCGGCCACGCUGACGUGCAGGCCCAAGCACCGUUCUGGCAGUCCUUUGUGGCRGGCUGCUCCGCUGGAUCUGUGGCAGCUGUGGCUGUCACACCGCUGGAUGUAAUCAAGACCCGUCUUCAGACUUUGCAGAAAGGAGAAGGGGAGGACUCAUACAGAGGAAUUCUUGACUGCACAAGGCGCAUCAUGAGGCGAGAGGGCCCGUCGGCCUUCCUGAAGGGCGCAACGUGUCGUGCUUUAGUCAUCGCUCCCCUUUUUGGUAUCGCGCAGGGCGUUUACUUUCUCGGGGUAGGGGAGGCAGUUCUGGGUUUGUUGGGCUAACAGUGACUGGUGAUGUCGAUUGCGUAGCUCCUGUGGAAAAUACCACUCUGCUUUCAUCUGCGCAGAAUAGUUCACACGAUCGAGAAAACUUCCACUAACCGAAGGAGAGAUUAUUAAAGAGGUUAUUUUUACUAAGAAGUGGACGAGUUCACACUAUUAAUUCAUUCUUUAGGUUUUUACAUUUGGUCUGCUGGGUUCUGUCGGUUCAACGAGGUCCGGUGUGUGCAACGAAUCUGAGAGUACAGCAUGUGCUCAGAAUCUAUUAGCCAGGGUGCUGCUUGGUGCAAUAGAAUGUCUGAGCCUGCUUCUUUCACCUAAGGGGGGAUUAUUCUGUCUGGCUGUAAUGAAAGAACUCUUGUAUGUGAUUUAUGAGGCUGCUAACUAAAAUGCCUACCUGAUCUGACCUCUGGUUUGGGCAUCAUUUUUACGGGACGUGAGACAUUUCUCGAUCAGUUUCGAACAUUACUUCAAGCAGGUUGGGGGGUAUUUAUCCUCCAAAGCCAAUCGUUUCGGUUUUAUCGUGACAUCUCCUCUAAAACAGAAACCAGCCACCUGCUUACUGUUAUGCAUUCCUCCCACUCCUUCCUGUAGGUCAGAGUUGUAAUCUUUCCCUGGACUGGGAGGAGCUCUCUGUCAAUCUCGCUAAGGUCUUUUGUUAAUCUGAUGGUAAUUCUUUAAUCCCCGUGAUAGCAUACGAUACACCUCCAAACACGGCUCACUUCCUGCUCAGAGGCCACAGGUUCGAUUGCUGAGCUACUCUCGCUUUGACCUUCCCAAAGCUCGUCAAAGUUAAAGUAAAAUAAAUAUGUUGCUUCGAAUGAUAACUGAAACUAAUGCAAUCAACGCCUUAUUGUUACUGACAGUUUGUAAAGCAUCAACACUUUAAGUCUUAAAGGAAUCGAUGUAGCGAAGACAAUUCUAAGUGUUAGGCCCAAGGAGGAAGUAAGGCAGCUUGUCCCGCUAACCGGUAUUACUCCAACCCACAGGUUGACACUAAAAGCUUAUUUUUUUGUACUUUUUAAUACAAGACAGAUUUUUGAUGUGGCUUAUUGUCCCUAGGCUACUACAUUUACCUCCAUUGUAGAGAAUGUAGCCUGAGAAAACUGUUUACAAGAUGUAAAUAAAGAUAUUACAAACUUGCUGAA